Messenger RNA from Ictalurus punctatus (channel catfish), 756 nucleotides. RefSeq names its product C-X-C motif chemokine 11-6. Bases 152 to 439 code for a protein of 95 amino acids. NCBI's taxonomy places the organism in Eukaryota, Metazoa, Chordata, Actinopteri, Siluriformes, Ictaluridae. Gene Ontology annotation, molecular function: CXCR chemokine receptor binding; chemokine activity. Gene Ontology annotation, cellular component: extracellular region. Gene Ontology annotation, biological process: cellular response to lipopolysaccharide; antimicrobial humoral immune response mediated by antimicrobial peptide; inflammatory response. The record is from RefSeq and is a predicted model, not a curated record. The transcript has 4 exons.
AACUAUAGGGAGGAAGACAGGGAAACACCGAUCUGAGCGUAUAAAAGAGGAGUAAACACACUCAUUCAUUCACACAAGCUUCUUGAUCAGUGACCAGAAAAUCAUUAAGAGAAUCUUCAGAGCAUCGAGUGUGUUCAAGAGCAAGAGGAAAAUGAAGUCUGCUGCAGUUUUUGUUGUGUUUGCCUGUCUACUUAUUGUUCAUGUACAAGGACAGGCCAGGACCAGUGUAAGGAGGUGUUUGUGUCAGGGUCCUGCAGCUAACGGAGUACGUCUACAACGUAUUGACAAGAUUGAAAUUCAUCCUGCGAGUGCAACUUGUGAAAAUAAGGAAAUCAUUGUCACUCUGAAGAACGGUGCAGGAAAAAAGUGCUUGAAUCCGGAAUCUGAAUUUACUAAGAAAUACAUCACAGCAGCAUUAGAGAAAAGGAGUGCAGUGUAAAGCGUGCAUCGUGUCGUUACUGAACAGAAGAGGAAGACGAGAGAACAGAGACAGCUUGCUUAAAAUAUUUUAAAUGUUUUAAAAAGUGUACAUGUGAUAUGUCUGACUGUUUAAUUUAUGAGAGUUUAUUCUGUAUAUUGCUGGAUGUACAUAGUUGUUAAAGAAACAUGCAAGAUUUCUUAAUAUAUAUUGUUUUUGUAUACUAAAGUACUAAAUUAUAAUAAAAUCAGCACAUAACAGUGCUUAAAAACUUCAGAAAGCAAUUCAAUGUGUUUCUUAUUACAGGAUAUCAAUACAUUUUUAUAAUGUUUGCCCAA